Tuber melanosporum (Perigord truffle) is the source of this 1458-nucleotide messenger RNA. RefSeq lists its product as uncharacterized. The coding region runs from base 1 to 1458 and encodes 485 amino acids. The record is from RefSeq and is a predicted model, not a curated record. Gene Ontology annotation, cellular component: endoplasmic reticulum membrane. Gene Ontology annotation, molecular function: Delta24(24-1) sterol reductase activity. The transcript has 4 exons. Lineage: Eukaryota; Fungi; Ascomycota; Pezizomycetes; Pezizales; Tuberaceae. Gene Ontology annotation, biological process: ergosterol biosynthetic process.
AUGGAGGUCAGGUCGAGGAGGAAGCCCUACGGGGAGAAUGGCUCAACCAGUGGACCCACUAUUCCCAAGGGAGAUGUAGGGAGCGAUACCACCACGAAGGACAAUCUCAGAAUGGGCGAUGAUCACAGGGUCGACAACAGCUCUGAAUUCGAGUUUGGAGGCGUCUGGGGUACUGGGCUUGCUAUGGUCUUCUUCCCGCUGCUCAUGUGGUACAUGUGGGUUGGCCAGGUCUACUACAAUUCUCAAUUCCCGAUGCCAGGGAAGGAAGAGGCAAUUGGCAAUUUUGUACGCAAGGUCGCUAAAUUGGCUUAUGAGUGCUCAUACCCUACCAAGAAGGCUUGGUUGGUCUAUUGGGGCUUCUUGGCCUACCAGAGUUUGCUAUACCUCACACUGCCCGGUGUCUGGGCCAAGGGAAACCCAAUUCCUCACAGGAACAACGUUCGUCUCGAUUACUACUGCAAUGCUAUAUGGGCUUUCUAUUUCACUACCGCCACUGCCAUUGUUUUCCAUGUGGCUCAAAUCCUCCCAAUCACCUUCUUGGUGGACGAGUUUGGCUCCUUUAUGAGCGUUGGCAUUCUCUCUGGGAUCCUUGUCAGCUUCAUCGGGUAUUUCAGCGCAAUAUAUCGGGGUGCUCAACAUAGGAUGACUGGGCGGUUUGUCUACGAUUUCUUCAUGGGCGCUGAGCUGAACCCCCGUAUCUUUGGUUUAAUGGACCUGAAGAUGUUUCUUGAAAUCAGACUUCCCUGGUUCAUCCUAUUCCUUGUGUCUUGCGCGGCUGCCGUUAAGCAGUACGAGACUUUGGGAUAUGUCACCCCCCAAGUUGCUUUCUUCGUUUUGGCUCAUUGGCUGUACGCCAACGCCUGCAGCAAGGGAGAGGAGCUGGUUAUCACCACUUGGGACAUGUCGUACGAGAAGUGGGGUUAUAUGCUCAUCUUCUGGAACAUGGCUGGUGUUCCUCUGACCUACUGCCAUGGUGUUCUUUACCUCGUCAAGCACAAUCCUUCUGUCUACCAAUGGUGCACUGGUGUCAACGUCUCCCUCUACAUCUUCCUUCUUUGCGCGUAUUAUGUCUUCGACACAUGUAAUAGUCAGAAGAACAGAUUCAGACAGAUGGAAAAAGGAACGCUCGUUAUCAGAAAGGCCUUCCCUCAAUUACCCUGGCAGACCCUCAAGAACCCAAAGUUCAUCAGGUGCAGGAAUGGCGGUACUCUACUCACGAGUGGAUGGUACGGCCUCGCCAGGAAAGUUCACUACACGGCUGACUUCUGCCAACUGACUUCCUGGGGCUUGAUCUGCGGUUUCUCCAGUCCCCUCCCAUGGUUCCUGCCCGCCUUCUUCAUGGCUAUGAUUCUUCACCGCGCCUGGAGAGACACCGAUCGGUGCGCCAAGAAGUAUGGCGCUGACUGGGAGGAGUAUAAGAGACAAGUUCCAUACCUGUUUAUUCCUUACGUUAUUUAA